CUCAUUCAUUAAAAUGUUUUCAUAGAAUAUAAACCGUGUUAAAUUCAAUCCAAUUUUAACCUAAAAUUUCCCUAAAUUUUUAUUAGAGCAAUAUGUUUUUCUCUGAUGUUACUCACUUUCCUGAAAUUGAAGAUGGGCGUAUUGAAAUACUUACAUUUUUGGAUGCAUGUCGUGGUAUAGUUCGUUUCAUAGAACUUCUAGGAACUGUUUUCUCUCCUGUGAAAAAUGAUAUUUUGGGUAACAUUGAGAAACUAAACACUAUACGAAUGGGUAAUAAAGAGAAGUUUCUGACCUUGAAUGAUAUAGUUGAAUAUGAGUUAGAAAAUUCAAAAGAAAAUGUUGGAAUUGAUGCUCUUUUAUGGCUUAAAAGAGCCUUAGAAUACAUGAAUGUUUUCCUUACUUGCCUAGUAAAUGAUAGUAAAGAAAAUAUCUGUACAGACAAUCUAGUUCCUUACUUCAAUAAAGCAUAUGAAGAAAAAUUGAAGCCUUAUCAUGGGUGGCUGGUUCAAAAACUUUUUGGGAUAAUGGUGCAUGCAGCACCUUCAAGGAAAUCCCUUCUGCAGUUAUUGGCCGGAGAGAUUGAAUUUGCAGUAGAAGAUGAAAUACUUGCAGAUAUUGAGAAUUUUAUUCAAGGACUUGGUUCUAAUCUGGAAGUUAUAAACAGCAUUUAUAAAAGAUAUGAUAUUGAUUCCAAUGCAAAAGUGUAGAAUGUACGUAUGUUAUUGGUGGCAGAGUUAUGAUUUGUGAAUUUUUUGAAAAAGAAAAGAGAAAUUUUAGAAAACUUGCCUUCAACUAGCCAACUGCUUCAAAUUCAACAGCAUGGUAGAGAAAAAGAAUACCAAUUUAAUCUAUGCAACUGAUCUGUUUUAAUCGAUAAAUCACUUCCUCUUGCUUUUUUACUUUUUUCUGCUUGAAGGAACACACUCGGAAUUUUCAGAACACAUUUCAUGUACAGUGAAACCUGUGUAUAACAAUGCUGUUUAUAACAAUAAACCUGUCUAUAACAAUAUUUUCCUUGGUCACAGCAAAAUGUCAACAUAAAUAAUGAAACUGUCUAUAACAAUAUUGUUU
Messenger RNA from Uloborus diversus, 1071 nucleotides. RefSeq names its product glycolipid transfer protein-like. Gene Ontology annotation, biological process: ceramide transport; intermembrane lipid transfer. Gene Ontology annotation, molecular function: ceramide 1-phosphate transfer activity; ceramide 1-phosphate binding. Gene Ontology annotation, cellular component: membrane; cytosol; cytoplasm. Lineage: Eukaryota; Metazoa; Arthropoda; Arachnida; Araneae; Uloboridae. The coding region runs from base 93 to 707 and encodes 204 amino acids. The transcript is spliced from 5 exons. The record is from RefSeq and is a predicted model, not a curated record.